CAUUUUGUUUCCUUCUCAUUUUUGACCUUUCUUCAGCCCUGCAAAGGUAUAUUGCUUUUUGGGCCUCCUGGAACAGGAAAAACACUUUUGGCAAAGGCACUUGCAACAGAAGCUGGAGCAAAUUUUAUAAGCAUAACUGGUUCUACUCUCACAUCAAAGUGGUUUGGAGAUGCUGAGAAGCUCACCAAGGCCCUUUUCUCCGUCGCUAGUCGACUGGCUCCUGUAAUAAUAUUUGUGGACGAGGUCGACAGCUUACUUGGUGCAAGAGGUGGUGCACAUGAGCAUGAGGCAACGAGAAGGAUGAGAAAUGAAUUUAUGGCAGCUUGGGAUGGUCUAAGGUCCAAAGAGGACCAGAGGAUCCUUAUUCUUGGCGCAACAAAUCGCCCCUUUGAUCUAGAUGAUGCAGUAAUACGGCGUUUACCUAGGAGGAUAUUAAUUGAUCUGCCUGAUGCCAAGAAUCGAAUGAAAAUUCUAAAAAUUUUACUUGCCAAAGAAAACCUGGAAUCUGAUUUUAGAUUCGAUGAACUCGCUAAUGCGACUGAGGGUUACUCUGGAAGUGAUCUGAAGAAUCUAUGCAUAGCUGCAGCAUAUAGGCCAGUCCAUGAACUUCUAGAACAAGAAAGCAAGGGAGACACUGGUAGCACGAAAACUUCAUUAAGGGCACUGAAGUUGGAUGACUUUGUGCAGGCAAAGUCCAAGGUAAGCCCAUCAGUUGCUUUCGAUGCGACGAGCAUGAACGAGCUAAGAAAAUGGAAUGAGCAGUAUGGGGAAGGUGGCAGUAGAAGCAAAUCACCGUUCGGGUCCCCACAUUGUUUUGGGAGCGUACGAGCCCAAAUUUCAUAG
Messenger RNA from Panicum virgatum (switchgrass), 843 nucleotides. RefSeq names its product outer mitochondrial transmembrane helix translocase-like. The record is from RefSeq and is a predicted model, not a curated record. Lineage: Eukaryota; Viridiplantae; Streptophyta; Magnoliopsida; Poales; Poaceae. The annotation marks the transcript as partial. Gene Ontology annotation, molecular function: ATP binding; ATP hydrolysis activity. Gene Ontology annotation, cellular component: mitochondrial outer membrane. The transcript is spliced from 8 exons.